Messenger RNA from Oryzias latipes (Japanese medaka), 828 nucleotides. It is a transcript of the gene cytl1, whose product is annotated as cytokine like 1. Gene Ontology annotation, biological process: positive regulation of transcription by RNA polymerase II. NCBI's taxonomy places the organism in Eukaryota, Metazoa, Chordata, Actinopteri, Beloniformes, Adrianichthyidae. The record is from RefSeq and is a predicted model, not a curated record.
GGUGUCCAGACAAACGAACAAAAGCGCAGUCGGCUCAGUGGAGGACAGAGAAUCAAGAUGCUCAAGUUCCUGUUCCUGGUUGCUUGCCUGGUGCCUCUGGCCCUGUGCUACCCCUACUACCCAUCGACAUGCUAUAGCAAGGUCCUUGUCAAGGCGCAGGAGGUCAACCACUUGGCUGCAUAUGUGAAGAGCGCCCCUGCAACUAGUGUUUGCACGGCUCACCUACCAGCUUUUCAUGUUGAUGUCCACAAUGGUUGUGUGGUGUACAAAAUGAGGCGCUACAUCUCCUUGGUGGACGGCCUCAGACUCAACCGCUGCGCCUACAGCGCAGAACUGAGAAGGCUUGGAUCCAAUCUGAAGCAGCUCCACCUCAUCAUGCGAGACAGAUGUCACGGGGACUUGGCCUACACAGGUUAUGACUGCGCCGCUUUGGAUCACUAACACUCUGGAUGCUGAAAAUGCAAGAUCAUGGCUGUCUCAAGUGAAAAGUUAAGAAGGAGUCAUCUCAGGCUUUGUAAAUCACCUUAUCCUUAAAGAAAGCAUUAGGCGAGCCAUGCUUUUGUAACAUCGUUUGACUUUCAAUGCCGGAGUUUCAAUUUAUAACCAACAGCUAAAAACACAGUAACAUGGCUUGACUAAUAAGUUUAAAAGCAUUUUUGCUCGUUUCCACCAAUAACAAAACUGAACUGAAUUUCUAUAAUUUAUGCCAGUUUUCUAUAAUAUAUUCUGUUAUCGUACUUUAUCUUUCAUUGAUCCUUUGAUGGUCGUUUGAUCAUUUAUCUGUUACUUUCUGUAUCUUUUACCUACAAUAAAAACAACCUGCAUAAA